AUUUAUCUUAAUUAUACUUUUAAAUAUGAUUUAAAAAGAUUAGAAACGUGAAUAAGUGAAUCAUCAUUACAUGGGAGAAACAUCGCUAAAUUAAGAAAAAAAAAUCCGCAAUUAUGAAACAAGUUGCGGCCAUAUUUACGUUAUUUCUGAUACAUGGUGUUUUAAGUCUUGUUAGAGAUGGUGAAUGGUGUGUAGACAAGACAAGAGCUUUAGGACAAUGUUUACAACCACAAUAUUGUCAAUCCGCGAACAAAGCUUUCUUAGAUCGUGGUGUAAGACCAACAUUUUGCGAAUAUACAAAUAAAAGAAUUCUAAUAUGUUGUGUAGAGGAAGAAGUACAAGUCAAUACAUUGGGCAUACCUAGCGAGCAACCAGUGUGGUCAGAAAGCAACAAUAACAACGGCAACAACAAAUUUCGAGCAUUAGAAAGAAUAAGUGAAAGAAAAUGCAAAGAAUACAGCAAGAAUGUGAAAGAAUAUUUUGCUAAAUACAUCUUCGGUGGAACUAACGCAAGUCCGCAAGAUUUUCCACACAUGGGUGCAAUAGGUUGGUUAGACUUACAGGGGGAGUACAACUUUGGUUGUGGGGGAAGUCUAAUCAGUCCUCGCUUUGUGUUAACCGCGGGUCACUGCAUCAGUAAGGCCAGAGCCGCAAAUCCUCUGCCAGUUAUUGUACGUUUGGGUAAUGUCAACUUGAAUCCUGAUUCAAAGAAUGGAUAUCCUAUUAUUGAUGUGAAAAUAAAAACAAUACACAAACAUCCAGAUUAUCAUCCGCCAUUACGCUAUAAUGAUAUCGCAUUACUAGAGCUAGCAGAGGAUAUGAAUAUUACUAAUGAUGUACGCCCAGCGUGUCUCUGGACGAAGCCUGGCUUCGAAAAUUAUACCAAAGUUAUUGCCACUGGAUGGGGAGUCACUGAAAACACAACACUACCGACUAACGAACUCCAAAUGGUGACUCUAUCUCUGUACAGUAAUGAACAAUGCGAUCUUAUAACGCCUAGGCACCGACAUUGGGAUGGCUUUGUCCCGACACAAAUGUGCGCGGGUGAACUUACUGGAGGAAAAGAUACUUGUCAGGGUGACUCAGGCGCACCUCUCCAAGUAACACCACAGCCGAGAUUCAAGGUUCAUUACAUAAUGGGAGUGACGUCAUUUGGUGGUCGAUGUGCGCAAAAAGGACAGCCAGCUAUAUACACGAGAGUAUCUAGUUAUAUAGACUGGAUUGAGAGUGUCGUUUGGCCUGAUGAAUAACACACCGAUGUUUCAGUAUAUUAAAGAAAGAGCAUAUAAACAAUGCUGUUAA
Messenger RNA from Papilio machaon (common yellow swallowtail), 1302 nucleotides. Its product is annotated as serine protease snake-like. The transcript has 10 exons. NCBI's taxonomy places the organism in Eukaryota, Metazoa, Arthropoda, Insecta, Lepidoptera, Papilionidae. The record is from RefSeq and is a predicted model, not a curated record. The coding region runs from base 114 to 1250 and encodes 378 amino acids. Gene Ontology annotation, molecular function: serine-type endopeptidase activity. Gene Ontology annotation, biological process: proteolysis.